CACAUGCAUAUCUCUUUCCCAUUAUGUAACACAUGUUCCAAAUUUCGUCCAUUCAAGAACCGGCCAUGAUGAUUUCUCUUUCUGCACCUGCACAUAACUCUGCCUUCACUGUAGCGGUUGGCAGAAGUGUUGGUCGAACCCCACUUCACAAUAAUGUUAAUUUGACAACAAAACUAUUAAGUUUUAACUGCAAUCUCAGCUCUCCCCUCCACUUAAUCCCCACAUUUUCAGCAAAUUCUGCUUCCCACAGGUCCUUUGCUAUCUCCAGCUCCACAGGAACAGAGACUCCAGUGGUGAGUGAGGACACCAUCAAUGUGUUAGAUGAUGUUCAAGUAUUUGAUCUGAAAGGACAAGGAGUACCUAUUUCGGAUCUGUGGAAAGAUAGGAAAGCAGUCGUUGCCUUUGCUCGUCAUUUUGGAUGCGUCCUUUGUCGCAUAAGAGCUGAUUAUCUUGCAGCUGAGAAGGAUAAGAUGGAUGCAGCGGGAGUUGCACUUGUUUUAAUUGGACCUGGUAGUGUUGAUCAGGCCAGAACAUUCUAUGAGCAAACAAAGUUUAAAGGAGAGGUUUAUGCUGAUCCGAGCUAUAGGUCUUAUGAGGCUUUAAAAUUUGUGUCAGGCGUUACGACCACAUUCACUCCCGGGGCAGGUCUGAAAAUAAUACAAGCAUACAUGGAUGGCUAUAGACAGGAUUGGGAGCUUUCUUUUGAAAAGGACACCAGGACACGAGGUGGCUGGCGACAAGGAGGAAUUAUUGUUGCAGGUCCUGGUAAAAACAACAUCACAUACAUACACAAGGACAAAGAAGCAGGGGAUGAUCCAGAUAUAAAAGAUAUCUUGAAUGCUUGCUGUGUACAACCUAGUUAAUCAAGCCAGUCUGCACUUGCCGAUGCAUAUAUGUUUACAUACAGAUACACACACAUUACCUAAUAUCGUUGUAUACGUGUAUUGUGAUUAACAGGAAGUCCGGUAGGUGGUUCUUGAAGGGUUUAAGUGAUUCUAUCAUGUAAUAGGUGUUAUAACAUAAUCUUUAACAUCUUCUACUUGUAUAAAAAAAUCAUGAGUCGCAUUUUGUUCAACUUCCGUUUAAUGGAACCGGUAUGAAUGUAUA
This is a messenger RNA of Lycium barbarum (goji berry), 1107 nucleotides long. RefSeq names its product thioredoxin-like protein AAED1, chloroplastic. Gene Ontology annotation, molecular function: antioxidant activity. The transcript has 9 exons. The coding region runs from base 33 to 863 and encodes 276 amino acids. The record is from RefSeq and is a predicted model, not a curated record. NCBI's taxonomy places the organism in Eukaryota, Viridiplantae, Streptophyta, Magnoliopsida, Solanales, Solanaceae.